AUGGAGACCAACAAAUGUCAGAAGAGAGAAAGAAUCGUGAUUUUACUUUAAUUAUGGGCACAAUACGGCUCAGCCGACUUGUUUCCUUAUUUUAUUUUGCAAAUAGAUUGCUUUUAUUACAAUGUGCAGAUGGGCAGCGUCUUGGCGUUGAGUUGGAGAUAAGACCAGCAGGGAAUGUGAUCGUCUGGCCAGGGGAGAGAAUUCAGGCAAACUGUUCUACAGAGCAAAUAUCAACACCAUUCUCUUUGAAGUGGGAAAGGAAAGAUCCAGAUAAUAGUACCAUAUUCCAACAACAUCGCAUUGACAAGAGAACCCAGUCUCUACUGAUUCCAAACGCCCAGCCUCGUGUCAAUGGCAUUUACCUGUGUAUCCUCGAAGAUAGCAGAAACGUGGUCCACUCUAAACCACUCCAGAUAAUUGUCAAGGGUACCCUGUCAGAUGAGUCAGUAACUAUAAAACAUCAGCGGAAGUUGCCGUGUGAGGAGGUCAGCCUGUUUUGCAACAAGUCGCCAAGUAUACCGAUAUCUUGCAGCAAGCUUUGUGAUGGCGUCCCUGACUGUAUCAAUGGCGCGGACGAACGGGAAUGCCCAGAUGAGCCAUGCCGAGGAAAGUUCCGGUGUAACACCAAGCGGUGUGUUGACUACUCGCGAGUAUGCGAUCCUGAGGGCUUUGAUGACUGCGGAGACAUGUCUGAUGAACAAAACUGUCCAGGUUCAAAGAAAUCUACUCCAAAGACGACCGUGAGUGUGGACGCAGACAUGACGAAGGACGAUGAUGAUGAAAGCAUGAUGUGGCUAAAGACCACAGUGUAUACUGUGAUUGCCUGCACUGUGGGCAUUGUACUCUUGAUCUCCAUUGUGGUCAUUGCAAUAUUCAGAAUCAAAAUGAAACGCGCUGCAGAAAGACGGGCGUUACGUCAUGCGGAGCGUCGCAGGAGGCAAACUCAUCGGUGCGAGAAUCAUAGUAACCAGUCUAGCUCAAGGGCACGCAGGAAUGACGCUGUGGAGCAUGAGCCUUUCAUUUCGGCGCCCUCGCCGACACAUUAUGGAAAUAUCAUUGUGAAUGUUAACAAUGGAGUACAGUAUGUACCGAGUGCAGAGUUUAACACUAUAUUGCAGGCGCCCCCUCCUUAUUCAGAAGUUAUUACGGAGAAUAGGAAUGAUGACGCAAUUGGACGUCACUCUCCUCCGCCGGAGUAUAGCACAAUAGAUAGAAAUCCUAACAGAACUAGUCAGUUAUGUCCUGAAACUGAGGAAUCCCCACCAUUACAGAGUAAUGGUAGUGGUAUUGUAAAUAAUAGUAGUAAUAUAAAUAAUUGUGCCAAUAAUAGCAAUACAGAAAGUGUGACAAACAGUAUGAGCCACAAUGAUAUGCAGUUAUUUGAAGAAAGGGAGGGGGAGACUCAAUUUAAUCGUGUUCGGCCUUCCCAGCGGAGUUCGACCCCUCCUCCGAGGUUGUCUCGGUUACCGACUGGUUCCUUGAACAGAAUGAGAAAUGACCGUGGUCGGGACGGGAGACAGCCGAGAAAUGUGCGAUCUGUAGGGUCAGCAUUACGACCCAAACAACUCAAGGUCAUGGACGGACAGAUUGUUUUGGACGAUAACUCAUCAGGUUCAUCUUCUCCCGAGACUGUGAAUCGAAACACUCAAACUAACCCAGCAGAUAUUUCCAAUAGUAAUAAUAGUAGUCAAAAUGGUGCCAAACCAGCCCCAGUGGCCCAAAUUCAGGUGCAAAGUGGCCAAAUAGUCUUGGCAACUGGGGCGUCAGAAUUGGCAGAAUCUAGUUCACACUCACCAGAAUCUAGUUCACAAUUGCCAGAGGAGGCUAGUACUUGUAGUGUAGAGAAUGCUCAAGGUCAAGGGGAGUUGGAAGUGAAAGAUGGUCAGAUUGUGUUCAAAUCCUCGGCCUCGUGAAGUAUCUGGAACCUGUAUGUAGUCAUUAACUUGUCUCAGUGAUCUGGUUGUUUUAAUUUCAUAAUAAAGGAAUUCUUGUAAAUGAUUUAAACAUGUGACAAACUGACAUUUAUCAGUGUUUUGGUCUAUAUUUUCUGCAGUUAUGGGAUAGUUCAAACCAAAUAAUUAUAAGUGGUUGUGAGUCUUGAUAUUACAAUAUAUUCACAUUACACUGUAAACAUUUUUUAGUUAUGCACAAAAUAUGCCUCUCCACUUUAUGUGGUUUAAUUUGCACCAUUUAUUUCUUCCGAAAUGAUGUUUUGUGAAUUGGUACACACUUAUUUGAGUAAAUUUCGUAAACGAAUGAUACAUAUUGAGCCGAUUGUUUAUAACUUUGUUAAAGUUAACAAUGUGAUUAACAAAAUCGUUCAUAACACUUAAGUUCAGCUUAAACUUUUGUCUCUCUCUCACCUUGUAAUAACCACAGCAGAUUAUGUGAGUAUCCAUAAAACUUCUAGAGCAGUAACGAUUUGCAAGUUAACAAAGAUGGGGCUAACAACUUUGUUAACUUGAACAAAGUUCUGAACAAUUGGCUCAUAAGUCUGUGCAUUACAUUUAAAUUAUUUGGACAAAAAAAGUUUAUCUUUGCUGUAGAUAUGUGCUGAAUAUUGCAAAUACAAGCAAUAGAUUGUAACGUAAUUAGCAUAGGGAUUGUUGCUGCUGGUGCCGCUGUUGCUGCGUUAUUUGAUUAUAGAUGUUGAUGUUAUGUUAUUAAAGUAGUGCCAGUAUAAUUAUUUUGUAUGACAGUAUAUUGAGUGUAAUUGUGUCGAAGAUCCAUGCGUUAUGAAGCAAUAGAAAGCUGUACUUUUUCACAAUAAAACUUUCUUAACUUGCUAUGGAUUUGAUAACUGAUUUUAAAUUUAAGAAUACCUCACUUAUAUAUAAAUGCUUUUUUAUAGUUACUGCAUUGUUUACCUAGCAUUUUAAUAUGGUAUAUGUUGUCCCUAUUAAAGCUGACUUUGCCAAAUUUUAUCAUCUGUAGUCUACUACACGUAUAAUAUAGAAGUUUAUGUAUAAUACCUAUUAUGCACCUUGCCAUUAUAAUAUAAACAUACAGUAUCUUGGGCAUUCAUUACCUCCAUAAAGCAUAAAUGUUGUUGAAUUUCUUGAUCAUUCAUCAUUUUAUGUGUGCAGGCGCUCCAGCGUUCCGAUGUUUUCCCAUGUUUUACUUUUUCCAACUUUUAGCAUUCAAAAGGCCUCUUAUGUUUCUACUCUUGUUACAAACUAUGAUUCCAAUUGUUUUGGUGCAAAAUGCUGAUUUAUAGAUAAAUGUUUAUUUUUAUUUUAAUACCUCCUGAUUCUGAGCUGCACAUAAAUAUUGGUCAUUUGAAACAUUUUCGACAUUGUAGAUUGCCUUAUGUGUAUAAACAUUUGAACUAUUUAAAUUCUGUCGUUCAGGGUUUUGAUUCAUCAUAGCUUUAAUGAAAUAGGUAUAAGACAUAAAAAAAUGUUUAUUAAGAUAGGAUAUUGAUAUAGAAUGAUCUUAAACUGAGGAACAAAAUUCCGUAUUUUCCUACUUUUUGUCACCAAAUACUCCAACUUUCUCCUUCUUUUUGUCAUGAAAACCUACUUUAUUCCUACAUUUAUAUUGGACACUGCUCGAGAGCCUGUGUUUGUUUUUUAUGUGUUGGAUAAUGUGCUGAUUUCAUGAACUUGAUACAGUCAGUCAGACUUCACCUGGGCUUUGCUAAACUAAAGGAAGUACAUAACUCCCAAAAAUGGGUUAAACUUCUUGUGUUGAGUCCUUGGAAUUUCAAAAACUUCCAAAAAAUUUAUCAAAACUUCCAAAGGGUUAGGGUUACGGCUUGGAAGUUUAAAAUAUCAAUAUCUUGUGCCCAUGUUAUUUUUAUUGUCACAUUUUUUAGCAAUCUUCACAUCAUUUUCUUGAUAAUUAUUUGAAUAUAAAUGUGUGAAGUUAGUAAGUUAUUGUCACAGAUUAUUUAGUUUUUAACUUUGUGUUCGAAAAGGCUUAAACUUCUGACACUUCAGAGAAAAAAAUCCAAAUUUUAUGAGAAGAAAGUUCAAACUUCAAGUUUCAAAUACUUAAUGGGAGCCUUAGGCUGUAUUCAAUGACCAAUUUAGAUUGAACUUAAUUUAAGAUUUGAAACUAAGUGUUUUGAUUGGCCUGUAUAUUUGACUGACCAAUAGGCUGAAUGGAAUCACUGAGGCAUGUUGACGGAUAAGGAUAAGAUCAAUAUUGAAUACUGUCCUUGCUUCAACAUAAUUAUGAAGCCUCUUCUUACUACAUGUUAAAUGUUUUUUCUUCAAUAGUUUAUGUUUUCCCUUCAAUAGUUUUAUGAGUUUGUUUUAUUUUUUUAUUUUUUACCAGUUCUGGGGAAGACACCCUAGCCCUUUUGAUGGGGAUAAAAAGAAGGGCAAAAAAGCCCUGUUGGAAAGUUAUUUCAGUUCUUGUUAUUAUAUAUCAUUGGUAUAAGAUUGUUUCAACUUUUUUCACUGUUUAUGAUGCAAAGAAUCAAUGUUUCAAAGCAAUAUAUUAUAUCAGAUUAUUUUAUAUAUUACAUUUUUCAUCAUGGACGUAGUCAUAGUUUUGAUCUGAUGAUGACAUAAAGUCAUAGUUUUGAUCUGAUGAUGACAUAAAGUCAUAGUUUUGAUCUGAUGAUGACAUAAAGUCAAAGUUUUGUUCUGAUGAUAACAUAAAGUCAUAGUUUUCAUCUGAUGAUGACAUAAAGUCAUAGUUUUCAUCUGAUGAUGACAUAAUGAAUCUUUUGAAUUUUACCUUGUAUGACAGAAUGAUUGAAUAAUUUUGUGUAUUAUGAACUGUUAAUUAAAUAUAUCUAACUUAAGGAAUAUGGGGGCCGUUUCAAAAAGAUCUCGGUGGAUGUUAGUCGUAAAUUAAAAUUAUCUUUAUGGCAAAAGAUUCAUCAUUUUGCUACAUUGCUGGUAUUUGUGUUUAUUACCAGUAUGAUCAUUAUUUAUGUACAAAAAUCUGGGAAAUAAAAAAAAUGAAUGAGUUGCCAUUAGGGAAGUUAAAUAAAGAUUUAAGAUUAUUGAAGUUCUGAACUAUUGGCCCAUUUUUUUGUUGACAAAUUGGAGAUCUCUGGUUAUUAUGAUAAUUAUAUUUGGCCACAUAAUAUAAUGAUUUACGAUUAAUUAUUAAUGUUACUUUGGGUGUCCUUGCAAUGCAUAAUAAGCUUGAGAUUGGAUUACCUAGCUUGAGCAUUGCGUCAGGGACUCAGUUUUCUGAGUUGGGGAAAUCUCUAAUUUGAGGACAGUUGUUAAUGCCAGGUUGUUUUUUUUGAAUCUCGCAUCACUGAAUAUAAUAAAACAUAGAUCUGGGUAUAAUACUUAGUUUUCAAUUACUGGAACUUAUUGAUAAAGAUCUGCAGCUAAUAAUGCCUAAUCUUGAUUCCUCUGCUGUUCCCAGUAAUUUUUAGCUCAUCUGUUGAACAAAGAAAAAGGUUGUGGACAAUGAAAAAAAGUUGUGCUUUUGAAGUCUAUGUCAAAACCAAAUGCAUUUUUUGGGGUUGCUCUUGGUAAGUUGAUACUUUAAAGCUGCGUUCUCACAGAUUGACAGUUUUGACAUUUUUGUAGUUUUUUUCUCAGAAUUGGCUUAUUUUGGUAGCAUAUAAGAUAACUCACAGUAGAAUAGAUCUCAAUUGUUUGGAAAAAUGCUGAAACACUAAGCGUUAGUAAUGCUUUGAAAAACCUUAUAUAUUUAAAACUGCAAUCUGAUCUUUACAGAAGUCUUAUAUCACCGGUUGCCGGACAUUUACACAGAAAUUGGCUUUUUCCAGGCAAGACUAAAAUUAAAAAAGUGUCUCAUUGUGAGAGGGUAGCUUAACAGUGGCAUUUUGAGAAAAAUACAUUGAGUGCCCUAGUUGUAUAUUAAGCAACUUUAUAACUACUAAGGGUAUUUUGAAUGUUAAUCUGAAUGUAAGUUAAUACAAAUUAUGCUGUAAUUGUAUUUUGUAUUUUAAUAGGUGUAUUAUAAGCAGUUUGAAGGUAUGAUUGUAUAUUUGAUAUUAUUGAUGUCAUUGGAAAUGAUAUAUAUAUGAUUAUUUUACAUAGCACAUAUGAAGAAAUAUUGUUGCCAAAUUUAUAUGAAAUAUAUGUAUAAGA
Molecule: messenger RNA, 6032 nt
Organism: Mya arenaria
Lineage: Eukaryota; Metazoa; Mollusca; Bivalvia; Myida; Myidae
Exons: 6
Coding region: 15-1913 (632 amino acids)
Molecular function (GO): protein binding
Source: RefSeq, a predicted model, not a curated record